UUGCUGCUGCAGUCACACUGUUUAUGAGAGGUAAACUCGUGAGGUUCAGCCUCUGGAUUAUGCCAGAGGUUCCAUCCGGAGCUGCAGAGAUGUCCCGGAAAAGAGUCGCUGAGCCCGGGCCCUUACCCGAGAACGUCCCGGAGAGGAAGAAGGCCUGCUGGGGCAUCCUGACUAGCCAAGGGUCCUGGGCAGAUCGCUCCCCUCUCCAUGAAGCAGCUUCUCAGGGUCGACUGCUAGCCCUGCGCACUCUGCUGGCCCAGGGAUAUCACGCCAACAUUGUCACCAUCGAUCAUGUGACCCCUCUUCAUGAAGCCUGUCUCUCAGGAAAUGUAGCCUGUGUCCGAGCAUUAAUAAAUGCUAACGCUAAUGUAAAUGCUGCUACCAUUGAUGGUGUCACACCUCUGUACAACUGUUGUGUCUCAGGGAGUGUUGGUUGUAUGGAACUACUGCUGCAGAAUGGAGCGCACACACAGACAUCACACACACACUUCCCCUCUGCUCUGCAUGAAGCCUGCAAGAGAGGUAACACCACGUGUGUAGAGUCCCUGCUGUCUCACGGAGCAGAUCCAGACUAUGAGAGGUCCCACCUGGGCUCUCCUCUCUACAUCAGCUGUCUGCACGGACACACAGCCUGCUCAAAGGUUCUGCUGCAGAGCGGAGCCAAUGUUAAUGUAGGCCAAGAAGGGGACAGUCCUCUGCAUGCCGCUGUCAGACAGGACUCUGCAGAUCAGGUGUCCCUGUUACUGGACUAUGGAGCUGAUGUGAACAUCAGAGACAGUAACCAUCAGCGGCCUGUGGAGAUAGCGCCUACUGCUGGAAAAACACAACAACUGCUGCUGACAUUUGAAGUUGCUCCGAGGAGUCUCUGCCAGUUGUGUCGUCUUCAGAUCAGGAACCUGAUUGGACGAUCCAGACUGAAGCUGCUCCCCCUCCUUCCUCUCCCUCCCCUGCUCACUCACUAUCUGGAGUAUACAUAGGAUGAUGGGCACGCAUGCGUCAUGACAGCGAGGAUCAACCACAAUUCAAAUUGUCUUUAUUUAACACUUCAAAUUCCAAGGUGGCAGCCAAGCCCCUUAUUAACCACAUUUUAUCUCAACUCAUAACAAUGUUUUGAACUUUAUGGUCUUUACAUAAAAAAUCACUGGAAAAUCUA
Trematomus bernacchii (emerald rockcod) is the source of this 1153-nucleotide messenger RNA. It is a transcript of the gene asb5b, whose product is annotated as ankyrin repeat and SOCS box containing 5b. The transcript is spliced from 7 exons. Lineage: Eukaryota; Metazoa; Chordata; Actinopteri; Perciformes; Nototheniidae. Gene Ontology annotation, biological process: intracellular signal transduction; protein ubiquitination; positive regulation of protein catabolic process. Gene Ontology annotation, molecular function: protein binding. The record is from RefSeq and is a predicted model, not a curated record. The coding region runs from base 24 to 977 and encodes 317 amino acids.